AGAAAACGGGAGAAAACAGGUGCGCCUGAAGAAGCAAAGCAAGAAAGGAACGUUCGAUCGAUCUCUCUUUGUUCAGGAAAGCACCACUCAACGUCAGACCACUGGACAAAACAACGCGAGGUUUUCUGGAGAGGGAUAAUUUGACGAAGAGAUGCUAUCAGGAUUUGCUGAACUUUGAUUUGGUAGCUCUAACUGCAUCAUAAUCUAAGCUUGCUGAACUGGGAUCUUGAUUCAUAUGGAUAUGCUUAUGAUAGUUUUUCAAAGUCCAAUUUUAGAAGCCUUAAUUAGUAGGUAAAGAGCAAAAACAUGACACUCGAAGACUUCUUCACUUCAACUGAGUUAAAAGAUGGACUCACUACUCCCACCCGAGUUCACCAGCUCCUCACCAUAAUGCAAAAAGAAAAAGAAAAUGUCAAUGAAGCUACACACCACUGGUCAAAUGUCGCAAAUACCCUUGCAACCACUGAAAACAAAGAGUGCCUUGAUCUUUUUGUAAAGUUAGAUGGAAUCUCCUUCAUUGAUAAAUGGCUUAAAGAUGCUCAAACUGAUAUGGAGAAUAGUGAUUUGGAAGAAUUGAUUGUUGGGUUUUUAAGGGUGCUUGAAAAGCUACAGGUGGAUGAUUUGGGUUCUGGAAUUGGGAAAACUGUGGAGGGGCUUUUUGGUCAUAAAAGUUCUGUGGUUCGGGAGAAAGCUAAAGCUUUGAUUGAUAGAUGGACUCCGAUUACGGAUGGAAUGGAAUGUCUUUCCGUUGCUGUUGAUGAUGAAAAAAAAGUCGAACUUUCACAAGAAACCGAUAAAGAAGAGAUUCUUAGUCUCACACAUGAGUCAACGGAAUCUGCUAUUCCGCGUGAAGUUUCUGAUUCCAUUCCACCAGAAACCGAUUUAACGGGAGUUUCAGUUUCUGAUUCCAUUCCACCGGAAACACAUUUAACGGGAGUUUCAGUUUCUGAUUCCAUUCCACCGGAAACACAUUUAACGGGAGUGUCUGAUUCCGUACCUACGGUGGCAGGCGGAAGUGGUGAUGGCGAUGGAAGUCCGGUGGAAACCGAUUUAGCGGGAGUUUCUGAUUCCACAUCUCCGGUAGCAGGCGGUGGUGGUGGUGGAGGAGAGGAAUUGGAUGAUUCUCAGAUGGAUAAAGAUACUGAAGAUGGAAACGAGAAGCAGGAGAUCGAAGGUGCAGUGGAAUUGGAAUUGACUACUUUACUGCAUUCAAGUAAUGAUACAAAGAUGGAAAUGAGUGAAGAGAAAGAUGAAGAUAUAAUGAUGGAAGGUGGGGAAUCUUCAAACCUUAAAACAAGAUCGAAUACAGAAAGCGAUGAAGAUAGUGAAAAUGGUGAAGAUGGAAAGAAAGAUGAUGGAAUUGGGAGUGGGAGUGGGAAUGGGGAUGAUGAUUCAGGGAGUGAUUCCGAUUCGUCUUUUUCUAGAAAGUCAACGAAAGGCCAAGAUGAGGAUUUGAUUAGCAAGAGACCAUCUGAUAUGGAAUUGGAUUACGGUAUUGUGGAUCCAUUGGAGCUUGCAAGACAAGUCGCUAUUGAAAUCGAGAGAGACGUCGAUUCCAAUUCCGGAGGACAAAGUUCAAGUAGUUCUUCUUCUCACAAUAUGUCCUCCGGGAAUGGAAUCGAAAAAGAACCCGAGGUUUCAUCCGGACCGGUAGAAGAAUUAGAAACGCGUGUCCCGGAACCAGAAAUUCCACCGGUUCAAGAAUCGGAAUCGGCAGCAAACAUUGAAAAGGGGUUUUCUGGUUUUGAUCUGAACCAAGAGAUUUCUAAUGAUGAAACCGGAAACGGAAUCGGAAUCGGAAUCGAGUUUCCGAUGGAUCCGGUCUCGACACCAAUCUCGUUUGUUUCCGCUUCUAGACCGGAACCAGCUACCGAACUACCCAUUUCGCCCUUGCAAUUCGAGGGUACCCUUGGAUGGAAAGGCUCAGCCGCCACCAGUGCUUUUCGCCGGAUUCCGGAAGUCGAAAAGACGUUUUCGUCCUCGUCGAGCCACCGGUCAGACGGUCUUAAUUUCGAUCUCAACGUGACGGAAUCCGGUGACGAUAAAACUGAAAACCUCUUUUCUAGCCGAGACAAAAUGCCAAUCACGCCUUAUCAAGAAACUCCAAGAAGAUUAGAGAAACUGGAAUUGGAUCUUAAUAGUUUCGGCGGCGGAACCGGAACCGGAAUUGGAAUAGGUGAUUCCACCAGUGGUAUAACUCUGGAUUGGAAUCGCGAUUCCAGAGUAUCCUCUUUCCAAAAUUAUCCCCCGACCCAAACCCAAACCCAAACCCAAACCCAAACCCAAUCUUUACCCUUUAAAAACAUCGAUUUGAACUUAAACGACCACAACUCAAAUCCCCCAAACAACCCUUUUCUUUCCAAGCUAUUUAACAAACGAGAGGAAUCCGUGAUUUCCAUUUUCGGUACCCAAGUUGAAGUAAACCUUAAAGAUUCCAAUUCCAGUUCCAAUUCCAAUUCCAAUUCCAUUCCUACACCGAACGGAAUCGAUUUCACUCUAGGCCGACCCGGUUCCAAUUCCAUUCCUACUCCUACUCCUACUCCCUACACCAACCUUCCUAAUUACCCCCACAACGGUUUUCAAAUGACUCCCAUGUACGGUGGGCCCCACCUAGGUGUGUCAGGUGGACCCCACCUAGGUGGGUCAGGUGGGUUCGGGUCAAUCCCAUACAUGGUUGACUCACGAGGAGCCGUAGUGACACCUCAAAUCAUGCAACAACCGGUCUAUUCCCAACCGUCCCACCCGUUUCUCUACGGGUCAAACGGUGCGGGCCCGUCACGUAACAACUUCGAUCUGAAUUCCGGGUUCAUGGGCGAUUUGGGAAAUAGAGAAAACAACGGUGGAAUUGGAUUCCGACAGUUUUUCAACACCAAUCAAGAACAUCAACAACAACAACAACAGCAACAGUAUUUAAGGAUGAAUAACAACAACAAUUUACAAGCUUCAUCGAGUUCAAUGAUUGGAGGAAAACGAAUGGAACCAGAAAGUGGAUGGGAUUUGUUUCCAGUUAACUACAAGCAACAACAACAACAUCAAAACCAAAGUCAUAAUCAUAAUCAACAUCAAAAUCAAAAUCAUUAUCCACAUCAACAACCACCAUGGCAAUAGAGAGAGUGAGAGAGAAAGAGAGAGGUGUUACUGGUUAGUUAUGGUGAUUGAUUUGAUUUGAUUUGAUUCUGUUCUUGCUAUCUCUCCCUCUUUCUUUUUUUAAUCAGUUUUUAUUAUAGCCUUAGUUAUAGAGUAGGCUAGUGCGAGAGCUGUUAACUUUAGUUGGAGGGGUGUUAGUGGAAUUUGAAUAAAAGUCAGGGGGUGUAAUCAGUAAUGUUAUUGAUGAGAUUAAUUGGCGAAAGAAAGUAGGUUUUACAGUGAUUUAUUUUCUUGAUUUUCAAAAACUUUGUUCACAUAGAGUUGUAAUUUUCUUCUUCAUCAUAUAUAUCAAAGAAAUUUAGAAAUGUGGUAUGUUUA
Lactuca sativa (garden lettuce) is the source of this 3465-nucleotide messenger RNA. RefSeq lists its product as uncharacterized. NCBI's taxonomy places the organism in Eukaryota, Viridiplantae, Streptophyta, Magnoliopsida, Asterales, Asteraceae. The record is from RefSeq and is a predicted model, not a curated record.